This is a messenger RNA of Arthroderma uncinatum, 1752 nucleotides long. Its product is annotated as proteinase. The coding region runs from base 1 to 1752 and encodes 583 amino acids. The record is from RefSeq and is a predicted model, not a curated record. Lineage: Eukaryota; Fungi; Ascomycota; Eurotiomycetes; Onygenales; Arthrodermataceae. The transcript is spliced from 4 exons.
AUGACUUCAAUAUUUGAGCUGUUGAGCCAUAGCUUGGAGAUAUCCAGACGCACGGCGCAGUCUAUCCUCAUAGUCGCCUAUACGGCAGCCAUCGGACAAACAUGGGUUGAGAGUUCACCGUCUGGCUUGUCGCCGCCGCCGCCGCCGCCGUCGUCGUCCUUUGUUCCGACGAUAGAGUGGACGCGUUGCCCGUCUUUAUAUCCCGCCAGGCUCGAAUGUGGUCGACUGCGUGUGCCAAUGGACCAUGACGAGCCUGGAGACAGCGACAACCUCAUCACCCUCGGUGUCGUUAGAUCUAGGGCUCGCUCGGCUGGACAACACCUGGGGAACCUGAUCGUUAACCCAGGCGGACCAGGAGUAUCGGAGGUCAGUAAGUUCGUCACCGAAAGGGAGGAAGAACUGAUCAGCCAGAAGCUGAUGGAGGUCUACGAUAUCAUCGCGCUGGAUCCAAGGGGCGUCGGUGUAAGUAACCCCGUUAAGUGCGAUGCGAGCAUAUACAACGAACGCGUCCCCAGCUAUGUAAGGAGCCAGAGCGACGUCGAUUACCUUGUUUCUUGGAGUCAGGCCUUGGGCAGGUCUUGCGCCAACCUGACGGGCCCUUUAAUUAACUAUCUCGAUACUGUCUCUGUGGCAAAGGACCUUGAUCUUUUACGCCAGGCGAGUGCCCUAGGGGACGACAAGUUGAACUACCUGGGCUUCUCCUAUGGCACGCAACUCGGAAGCCAGUAUGCAGAGCUUUUCCCAGAGCAUGUUGGUCGUAUGGUCCUUGAUGGUAUCACUGAUCACUCCCAGAGUGAAGUCGGCAGCUUUAUCACUGGAGCCAUGUCCUUUGAAGACACGUUCAAUUCGGUUGCCAGAUGGUGCAACACAACCUCUGAAUGUGCCUUGUAUCAUCAAGAUGUUCCGGCCAUCUUUGACAGGCUGGUCGAUGAUGCCAAUGAGCAGCCCAUUCUGGCUCCUAGCUGCCACAGUCCUUACUCUAAAGCCACCGGUGACCAUGCAGUGGGUGUCGAGACUUCUACCUGCCGGUCAGAGGUGACUGGAUAUGAGAUUAUAGAUAACUCACAAGCCUUCCUACAAAGGAAGUCUCUGUGGAUUGCUUGGUCCAAGGCAUUAUUAGAGGCAAUUCACGGAAACGCGACCCUCCUCUCGACCCCCCUUCUCACCUCCAACGUGUUCCCCAUCACCAACGACUUGAAUGAAUUUUCUGACAGAGCAAUCGUCUGCCAGGACUGGCUACGUCCGACCGGCCCCCGAGCAGGGAGGGACUUGCUGUCAAUGUUCAAAGCAGCCCGCGCACUUGCUCCCCAUACGCGCGGCAUUAGCCAAGUAUCCAAUAUCCCAACCGGCUGCAUCGGCUGGCCUGCACCGGUGAGGAACCCGCAACGACGGCUUUGUAGGGACCAGCUCGAAAAGGCACCGCCGAUCAUGCUGGUGAGUUCCCUUCACGACCCUUCGACGAGCAUUGUUUGGGCAAUUCGCCUACGCAAGCAGAUGCCGACAGCGGUAAGCAUCUUCCGUGAUGGAUUCGGGCAUACGAGUUAUCGGGAAUAUGGCGAAACACAGAUGAUCAUCGAUGAAUUCCUAAUCCAAGGCAGCAUGGCAGAAGACCUGACCACGUUGGACUCGUGCAUUUCGCUUCUCGCGGCAUUCAUCAAACAAGUCCUUGCCUGCCUCCGUCAUAUCAUCCGCUCGGAACUUCCCAAGAGUGCGGAGUACCCUGCGAAUGAUGUUCAAGCCGAGUUUCUGUAA